This is a messenger RNA of Gaeumannomyces tritici R3-111a-1, 612 nucleotides long. RefSeq lists its product as hypothetical. The record is from RefSeq and is a predicted model, not a curated record. Lineage: Eukaryota; Fungi; Ascomycota; Sordariomycetes; Magnaporthales; Magnaporthaceae. The transcript is spliced from 3 exons. The coding region runs from base 1 to 612 and encodes 203 amino acids.
AUGAGGCCCAACGCCCUCAGCAUCUACUGCGUCCUGCUGGGCGCCGCCGCGGCCGCCCCGGCCCCGGCAGUCAAAGGCCGUCAAGGACCGCCACCGCCCGCCAUCAGAGGGCGACAGCUACCUCCUCCGCCGCCUGGACCACCUGCCCCAGCGCCACCGCCGCCGCCCGGGGUCCCGUCCCCGGCUCCGCCGCCGCCGCCUGGAAUCCCGGCUCCCGCUCCGCCGCCGCCUGGAGUUCCAGCUCCCGCUCCUCCCCCACCACCCGAGGUUCCAUUCCCCGCUCCUCCUCCCCCGCCGGCCGGAGCUCCACUCCCCGCUCCUCCCCCACCUGGGGUCCCAGCUCCCGCGCCGCCAGGAUUCCCCGCGCCGCCGCCGCCACCGGAAGUACCCGCCCCAGCGCCGCCAGUAUUCCCCGCGCCUCCCCCGGCGCCCCCGGCGCCGAUCCCUCCCCUGGGAGAUGCCGCCCCCGAGGACGGCGACAAUGUGAGCACCAGGAGGUCGCGGCUCCGCCGGAGGCUUCGCAAGCUUCUUCCAACGGGACGGCGGCGGCGACGAGGAGGAUGGGGACCCCGGGGCGUCCUACGCGGACGGCGGUUAUGGCGCCGCUGCUGA